AAGUGAAAUUUAUACAUAAAAUUUGCAAUAAGUGAUUUUCAAAAUUAACAUUUUUUGGCUACACGAGUUUUUGAACACAUACGCAGAUUAUAGUUUAUGUGUGUGCUGCCAAAAUUUUGUUUGUUUUGAAUUAUAGAGUGCUAUUUAUUUGAUACCGAAGUGAUGUUUGUUUUGUUUGAGUCAUACAAACACUCAUCGUUGCGACAUUAAUCAAUAUGGCAACUGCCGGCACAAUUGCACCUUCGUUAGCGGCUAGUCGCAAUCUUUUCGCCGCGGAUAUUUUCCAAGCGUUAGCACAGACGCGUUCACAGGAAAAUGUUGUGUUUUCACCAGCAUCCAUACAGAGUUGCUUGGCGUUGGCCUUCCUCGGCGCUGAAGCAGAAACUGCGCAACAAUUGCGCAGCGGCUUACGUUUGCCAGCCGCUUUGGAUAAGGGGAGCAUUGCGGCAGAUUAUGCGGGUUUUCUACAGAAGAAUUUCCAUAAAGACGCGUCUGCGGCAGCAGAGGAUGCACCGAAAUUGCGCAUGGCUAAUCGCGUCUAUGUUAAUGAAUCGCUGGCAUUGUCACCAAAGUUUAAUGAACUAGCGAAAACUAGUUUCGAAUCGGAAGCGGUGCCGACGAAAUUUGCAGAUUCAUCAAAUGCCGUACAAACGAUUAAUACAUGGGUUGAGAAUGAAACUGAGGGUAAAAUCACCAAUUUACUACAGCCAGAUGCUGUGAAUGACGAGACUAGCGCGAUCUUGGUGAAUGCAAUUUACUUUAAAGCCAAGUGGUUGAAACCCUUUAGCGAUUUCUCGACAUCGAAUGCAGAGUUCCAUAUGAGUGACGGACAAACGUCAUCGGUACCUAUGAUGUACGGUGAUGAGCGUGUGAAAUAUGGCGAGUUGGCGGAUUUGGAUGCGAAAGCUAUUGAAUUGCCUUACAAGAACUCGGACUUGUCAAUGUUAGUGCUUUUGCCCAAUAAAGUUGAGGGUUUACCAGCUUUGGAGCAAAAAUUGGCGAAUAUUGAUUUGAAUUUGAUUGUCGAGCGUAUGCAGAGCAGAAGUGUAGACAUAUUUCUGCCAAAGUUUCGUAUUGAAUUCGAAGUGGAUCUGAAGGCGCCACUACAGAAGUUGGGUUUGGUAGACAUGUUCAGUGAGUCAGCUGAUUUUAGCAGCCUUUUUGCGGCACAAAGCCCAAAACAAAAAGUCGAUGAUGUCAAACACAAGGCGUUUCUCGAUGUGAACGAGGCUGGCUCCGAGGCGGCCGCUGCUACAUUUAUGAAAAUCGUGCCCAUGAGCCUGAACUUGGAUCAGCAAAUAUUCAAGGCGGAUCAUCCAUUUGUGUUUGCGAUACGAAAUAAGGAAGCCGUCUACUUUGUCGGACAUGUAGCGAAAUUGUAAAACACUACAUGUGACAUAUAUUGUGAAUAUUUUGAAAAUGUUUCGAAUGUAUUCGUAAAACUCUUUUUAAAUAAUUUUAAUAAAGAAUGUAGUAACUUAUAAA
Messenger RNA from Zeugodacus cucurbitae (melon fly), 1485 nucleotides. RefSeq names its product serine protease inhibitor 42Dd. The record is from RefSeq and is a predicted model, not a curated record. The coding region runs from base 216 to 1382 and encodes 388 amino acids. Gene Ontology annotation, molecular function: serine-type endopeptidase inhibitor activity. NCBI's taxonomy places the organism in Eukaryota, Metazoa, Arthropoda, Insecta, Diptera, Tephritidae. The transcript has 4 exons.